AUGAUGGUCAAGAGCCUGAUCCCAGCGUUGAUCCCACUGGGGGAGAUGGUUGCUGCGUAUAGCGGCAAUCAUCAUGCCUCCCCGACGUUGAGAAAUGGCAGUCUCUCCAGCAUUGUGAAUACCACGUCAACUGCUUCAAUGCCGUAUUCCUCGCCAAGUUCUCAGUUCAGCUCUUGGGAUACGGACCAGUCCGUUGAUAUCCCUUCAAAGUCCUUGGACAAGAGAAAGAUUCCUACUAUGCUCACUAUCCCUGGACCGGAAGACUUGGAACUCAUCCCAUCGACCAGCACCGAAGCUCCUGUGGUCACAGUUCAGACAGGACUUCCAAUGUCAACCGACUCGUCGUCUUUGGAUUCGUCGUUUCAGGCUACAACUGCAAUGGACCCCCUUCCACCUGCUUUUGCUGAUACAAUGGCACUAGGAGCGGAGACCUCAUCUAACAAUGGAUGGUUCACUCUCCCAGGCCUUCCAGUGUGGCUGUCUAUGGUCCUCCCUACACCGGCCUUGCCCUCUGAGCCAACGUCGGGCUUGGAUCCAGGGUCUCCGCAUCACACAGCCUAUGUCGGAUUGUUUUCCUUCCCUAUGGAUGAGGAGCCCUCAACAUUGCCUAUCACCUUACUUGUCUGCAUCGGUGACUACAGAGUCGUCUUCUGCAAGUGA
Messenger RNA from Aspergillus wentii DTO 134E9, 660 nucleotides. RefSeq lists its product as uncharacterized. The transcript is spliced from 2 exons. Lineage: Eukaryota; Fungi; Ascomycota; Eurotiomycetes; Eurotiales; Aspergillaceae. Bases 1 to 660 code for a protein of 219 amino acids. The record is from RefSeq and is a predicted model, not a curated record.